Messenger RNA from Salvelinus sp. IW2-2015, 714 nucleotides. NCBI's taxonomy places the organism in Eukaryota, Metazoa, Chordata, Actinopteri, Salmoniformes, Salmonidae. The record is from RefSeq and is a predicted model, not a curated record.
AAUGAGAGUCAAGCUGCUGAAGCACAUCUCCCUGCAGCGCACCGGUUAUGGAGGUGCAGGUAGUUUUGAGAGAUCCCAGUGCUGUGUCUCCUGGUGCAUGGAGAACCCCGGAUCCUACAGAGGAUGUAUAGGGUAUAGGGAAGGCCAUGCCCUGGCUGAUACUGGCGGGGUCGGGGGUGUGGCCGACAUCCUGUCACGCUGAUGAACCGGGGCUGCUGGGACAUGGACAGCGUGCAGGAGCUCCUGCUAGACACCUUUCCCAGCGUGCACCACAGCACUGACAUCACCAACUGGACCAAGCUGAUCCAGAAGAUACUGGACAACGGCCACCUCCUGACAGUUCAUGACCCCGAGCAGGAGAGCUCUGAGCUGGACACAGUCAUCCUCAAAGCCUUGGUCAAAGCCUGUAAGAGCCAGAGUCAGGAAGCUCAGGACUUCCUGGAUGAGCUGAAGUUGGCGGUGGCCUGGAACCGGUUGGACAUCGCAAGAGCCACAUCUUCAACGGGACUGGAACUGGACGGUGACCUGGAGGAGGUGAUGAUGGACGCCCUGGUCAAUGACAAGCCCGACUUUGUGCGUCUAUUUGUGGACAACGGCGUGUGUUCUGGGCGUCCUGACCUACGGCCGCCUGCAGGAGCUCUACUGCUCCGUGUCAGAGAAGAGCUCCUUUCAUCUCCUCCUCAUGAAGAACACCAGAGAAACAGCUCCUACUGA